GCAACUGCCCCGUUGAAGGCCGGUUACCUUCUUCUCCAAUUCGUUUCUCUCAAAUUCCUGCAAUUCGCUUCCCGUCUCCACUUCUCAAUUCUCCGUCCUUAGAUUUCUCUCCAUUUUGUAAGCUUUCCAGACCUCUGCUUCUCUGAAAUUUCCAUCUUCUAGGUGUUUUGUUAGAUCCGACGAUGCCGGUGAAUCUGACGCCGAACGCGAUUGCGGCAAUCAACGGUGGAGAUGUGAAUUCAAAGCCGCUUGUGCAGGUUCUGGACAUCAAGCUCAUUGGAAACUCACAGGAGCGGUACCGAUUUCUGCUUUCCGAUGCCGUGGCGACUCAGCAGGCCAUGCUGGCGACUCAACUCAAUGACCGAGUCAAGAGCGGACAAGUUCGCAAAGGAUCUGUAAUUCAGUUGAUUGAUUAUAUCUGCAGCGUUGUUCAAAAUCGCAAGAUUAUUGUUGUGUUGAACAUGGAAACUAUAAUACCAGAAUGUGAAAUAAUUGGAAACCCGAAAAUGAAUACUGAAUCUCAUUCAACAGCUCAGAAAGAGUUUCCCGGUGGCAAUCCUGCAAGAUCAGUGGGUGUUACUAAUAAUAAUUUGAGUGUCCAAAAUGGUGGUAAUAAGAUGCCGAGUUUUCGACCUUCUGUUCAACCUCCUUUCCAACCGCCUCCAAAUUACAAAAGUCAUGGCACAAUUUUGAAGAAUGAGGCACCAGCACGGAUAAUUCCGAUUGCUGCUUUGAAUCCUUAUCAGGGGCGGUGGGCUAUCAAGGCAAGGGUAACUGCUAAAGGUGAUUUGCGGAGAUACAACAAUGCCAGGGGAGAUGGGAAGGUUUUCUCAUUUGACCUCCUUGAUUCUGAUGGAGGGGAGAUUCGAGUGACCUGCUUUAAUGCAGUUGUUGAUCGGUUUUAUGAUACUAUUGAGGUUGGGAAAGUUUACUUGAUAUCGAAGGGUAGCUUAAAACCUGCACAGAAGAACUUCAACCACCUGAAGAAUGAAUGGGAAAUAUUUUUGGAAGCAAGCUCAAGUGUGGAGCUGUGCCCAGAUGAGGAUGGCUCAAUUCCAAAACAGCAGUUCUCCUUUAGACCAAUCAGUGAAAUUGAGAAUGUUGAAAACAAUUCCAUACUUGAUGUUAUUGGCAUUGUAAUAUCAGUGAAUCCUUCAGUCCCCAUCUUGAGAAAGAAUGGUAUGGAAACUCAGCGAAGAAUUGUAAAUCUAAAGGAUGGCUCUGGUCGGAGUGUUGAGCUCACCAUGUGGGGGGAAUUCUGCAACAGGGAAGGUCAUCAGCUGCAGGAGAUGAUUGAUUCUGGGUCUUUCCCAGUUUUGGCUGUGAAAUCCGGAAAGGUUAACGACUUCAGUGGGAAAUCUGUAGGCACGAUCUCUGCCACACAGCUCUUCAUAAAUCCAGACUUUACAGAGGCUUGUAACUUGAGAGAGUGGUUUGAUCGUGGGGGAAAGAAUGCUGCUUCUCAGUCCAUCUCUAGAGAUAUCAUGCCUGCAGGAUCUAGGAAUGAGAUACGUAAAACUGUGUCUCAGAUCAAGGAUGAAGGUCUUGGAAGAUCAGAUAAACCAGACUGGGUCACGGUGAAGGCAACCAUAUCAUUCAUUAAAACAGACACUUUCUGUUAUGCAGCUUGCCCAUUGAUGAUUGGAGAUAGACAGUGUAAUAAGAAAGUGACAAGGUCAGGGAACACAAGAUGGCAAUGUGAUAGGUGCAAUCAAGAAUUUGAGGACUGUGAUUAUCGAUAUCUUCUUCAAGCUCAAGUACAAGACCAUACAGGAUUGACUUGGGUGACAGCUUUCCAGGAAGCCGGUGAAGAGAUCUUGGGCUGCUCAGCAAAAGAGCUGUACUUGUUGAAAUACGAGGAGGAGGAUGAUUUCAGGUUUGGAGAAAUAAUCCGGAGCAGACUCCUUAACCAAUUUUUGUUCAGACUUAAGAUCAAAGAGGAAAUGUAUGGUGAAGAACAGAAGGUGAAGAUCACUGUUGUCAAAGCAGACAAGGUGAACCAUACUUCUGAAAGUAGACAUCUGCUUGAUCUGAUCUCAAAGUGCCCUUAAUAACCAAUUGAAAUGAGUCUCGGGUUACUAGCUAAUACUGAAUUUGUUGUGACUAUCAACAACCAUCGGCAGAUCAAUAUUUGUAUAUACACCUAAUAAAACCAAGGUGUAGUCACUGUAAUUCUUCACUUUAGAAAAUUGAUUUUCAGAUUUUUUUUUUUUUUU
Molecule: messenger RNA, 2216 nt
Organism: Vitis riparia (riverbank grape)
Lineage: Eukaryota; Viridiplantae; Streptophyta; Magnoliopsida; Vitales; Vitaceae
Product: replication protein A 70 kDa DNA-binding subunit A
Exons: 2
Coding region: 183-2051 (622 amino acids)
Biological process (GO): nucleotide-excision repair; double-strand break repair via homologous recombination; telomere maintenance via telomerase
Cellular component (GO): nucleus; DNA replication factor A complex
Molecular function (GO): damaged DNA binding; single-stranded telomeric DNA binding
Source: RefSeq, a predicted model, not a curated record